UUUAAGAAACUGCGUCGCUCGGUUUUGGGAAGCUAAGUGAGUCAGAUAUGGCGGAAUGGAAACACACUACAGCGUCGGCUCCGUCUUCAGCAAGCAUGACCUCGCUGGGUCGAGCGCUGUCUCGCAGCAGGUUAAGUCAGCCAGAAGGGUUUCAGUCGCAGAAGAGCCGGAGCGCCGCGGGUCAGACUCGCAGGAGGUACUCCAGCAGCUCAGAGUCACCUGAUAUCAGCCCAAAUAUCGAGGCGAGGGUCCUGGUCAUAAACACCGGCGGAACCAUAGGAAUGACGUAUCAUAAUAACGUUCUGUCUCCAGAACCUAAUGCUCUCGUUGAAACUCUACGCAAACUCCACAUUCUGCACGAUGAGCAGUACGCACAACAGACCAGACUUUAUGAAUACUACAAACCUCCAGAGAACACGCUGGUGCUGCCACUGUCCAAACAGAACAAGAGGAUUGUAUAUACAGUUUUAGAGUACUCUCCCCUCCUCGACUCCUGCAAUAUGACCACAGAUGACUGGGCCACUAUUGGAAAAGACCUUGAGAAACACUAUGAGCAAUAUGAUGGUUUUGUCAUCCUGCACGGCACAGACACAAUGGCUUACACCGCCUCUGCCUUAUCCUUCAUGUGUGAGAACCUGGGAAAGCCUGUCAUCCUCACUGGCUCACAGGCAUAAGGAUGUUGUGAAACUGCUGAGGAAGACUGGAGCUCAUUUUUCCCGGGAGGAAAUGGAGGAUGCUGGAACGGAGUUGUGCAGGUGUCAUUUACAUAUUGUGACGGGAGGAGCCAACGACAGACACGGUGGGUGUGGCGUCAGGCCUCGGAGAGGCUUUUAUUAAACAAAAUUGAUAAAAUAAAGUGUCCAGGGGAAGAAGUGUCCAACAAAACGGGGGGAUCUGGUGUCCUCGUUGUGCUGCGGGGCUCGUGAAGGAGGGCAGUGUUCCAGGAGGAGGAGAGGGUCCAGGGAAGGGGCGGAGUCCCGGUGGCCGCACGCGCUCCCGCUCUGGCCGGGACACGAGGGGCGGCGGCUUCUCUCUAAGCGGCGGCUCUUCCUCUUCACCUGCUCGGCCUUAGGCAGGACUUAUACGGCCCGACAUCUCUGGUCCGACGACCGCGUACGGGCUCAGCAGCUCACAUCCUGGGUGGCGCGAGUCCCUCAAUGCACCCUUCCUGGACCCACGAGGACACCAGCGUGCAUGCACGGGGGAAGAGACCGGUCUCCUGAGGAGAGGCGCGCUCGGCAUUUAACGGCGGCGGUGAUGAGGCUUCAUUCAGUCCAGCUGUGCCUCAUCACACGCCGCCAGCCCACGUUGAUCCCACGCCCCUCCUCUCAUCCACCCACUCCAGUCGGGAGCCUGGUGAAGGGCGGCGAAUAAGGGACGGGGUGGUGAUGAUGAUGAGGGGGAGGUGCCACCGCUCCGUCACAAUAUACACAUUUCUUCACAGUUCCUCCUUCUCUUACUACUUUUACAAACUUUUGUGCACAAAAAUUUGAUAGAUAGCAAAUAUUAUUAUUAUUAUUAAUUUAUUUUAUUACUAUUCUUACACUUAGAGUGGAUUUCCAAACGGCACAUUAACAUACAGUUCAACAAAAUCUUUUUUUUUUUCUUCUUUUUGGAAUUUAAAAAUGAUGAACAGUUCAGUAUAUUGAACACAUACCAGAAAUGGUCGUCUCCUGUGAUUAUAUGACUGGGUUGGUGAUUGCCCAUUUAGAGCUUCUACUGUGUUUUUUCCAGUCUUGCGGCGAGUGGCGACUUAGAAGGAUUGGAGAUUUGGCAGUUAGCUGGGGUGGAUAUGACCAUAUGUAGUUAUGAUGGACAGAUACCCAUUGAAGUGGCAAGAGCCAGUGGAUGUGAGGAGGUUGUUGAGUUCUUAAAGCAGGCUACUUUGUACCAAGCUCAGAAUAGCGAGUAUAUUGAGUUUACCGCUUGUCCAAGAUCCUGAGGAGGCCGUCCUGCGAGCUGUCACUUCCUGUCACUAUCGUCCAUCCAGUUUCUAAUUUUAAGCAGACCUAUUUACCUUACUUGGACAAACAUCCUCUUAAAACAUAAAGAGCACAAGCCAUACCUCUUAAGCCCGUCCCUCUAAAACAGUAAGCAAUCAGUUAUGAAUGUAUCGUGAUGAUCAUACAUACUAUUUAUGUACAAGCACAUUAUUCAGACUAUAUUACAGUACAAGGUACUGUAACUGCUGAUGUCAAACAAUAUGUGACCUUGGACCACAAAACCAGUCUUAAGUCGCUGGGGUAUAUUUGCAGCAAUAGCCAAAAAUACGUUGUAUGGGUCAAAAUUAUCAAUUUUUCUUUUAUGCCAAAAAUCAUUAUGAUAUUAAGUAAAGAUCAUGUUCCAUGAAGAUAUUUAGUAUAUAUUUAAUAUAUCAAAACUUAAUUUUUGAUCAGUAAUAUGCAUAGCUAAGAACAUAAUUUAGACAACUUUUUUUUUUUUUUUUGCACCCUCAGAUUCCAGAUUUUCAAAUAGUUGUAUCUUGGGCAAAUAUUGUCCUAUACUAAUAAAUACAUCAAUGGAAAACUUAUUUAUUCAGCUUUCAGAUGAUGUAGAAAUCUCAAUUUCGAAAAAUUGACACUUAAGACUGGUUUUGUGGUCCAGGGUCACAUAUAAUAUGUCCUCAUUUGAAAAUGAUAUAUUUAUUGUUUAGAUUUAGAAUGAGUUUAGAUAUUUGAAGCUUCAUUCAGUGUUCUUAAUGUGUUCACAUGUGUCAGAUUCAGUGUCACCUAAAUGUGAAUGUGUUUUUAAAAACCAAAUACAUGUUGUAACCACACUGAAGAGGAAGGUUGGUGGUUUUACAUACUGUAAUAUACAGAGAAGCAAACCUAAAAAAAGUUUGAUGGUUCAAAAGUUAUAAAUGUAAAACUAAAACGUCUCAGGUUACUUGCAUAACCCAUGUUCAGGUUGAGGGUGCCAGAUCUUGCCCUGAAGCUGAGAUAGCAAAUCUUCUCUGAUCGGAAUGCAGAAGAGAAAUCAGCUCCGAGAACCACAUCUGGGACGGACAGAACGGGGCUACGAGCAAGAAACGCACCCUGCUCUCCUUCACCAUGCACAGGACUGCCGAAAUCAGCUUGACAGGCGGAAACGCAUACAGUCUCAGGUUCGGCCACGAGUAAGCGAAUGCAUCUAUGCCCAUUCGAGGUGCUGGGGAACUCAGGGAGAACCAAAGUGGGCAUUGGGACGAUGCAAAGAGGUCUACCUCCACCCUGCCGAACAAGUCCCAAAUCUUGGCUACUGUUCGGUGGUUCAGCAUCCAUUCCCCCGAUCUGAGCUUCUGUCUCGACAGAAAAUCGGCUGCGGGACAUGAGCCAUCUCAGGGAGAGGAGCCUGCCUUGGGUCCCAAGGAGAAGAUGGUGCGCAUGUCUGUCCAGGGUGCGCGACCCCCUUGGCGGUAUAUAUGAGAAACUACCGCCAUACUGUCUGUCCUGACAAUUACGUGACACCACCUGUAGUGAGGGGAGAAAGUGUAUCAGUUGCCAGAGAGACGGCUCACAGCUCCAGGCUGUUUAUGUGCCAAGAGAGGAACUCUCCCGUCCAAACUUUGCAUGCUGGUCUGUCCUCGAAGACCGCACCCCAGCCCGUCAAACAGGCGUCCGUCAUAACCAUUUGGCGACGGUAACAGCACUUAUACUGACCCUUCUCUUGAGAGGGAUGACUCCCUCUCAAAAACCGCGAGUCUAGUGUUUUGAGACAAAGAUGAACAGAAUUUACAUUUAGAAGCGCUGCAAACUGUGUGCGAAAAACUCAAACACUAAGUUAACACACCGUGUGGGUCGUCGCUCACACUGAAGCGAGAACAUGGUGGCUGGUGGCUGGUAGCAACGGAAUUCCAUGCACUUCACCACAAGAAGAACAGUUUCUACUAUCGCAGUGAAGUGCAAUGAAGAAAGCUCAAUGAAAAAUAGUCCGAAUAUCGGGCCAGAAAAACCGCAACAGAAGGGCUAAUAUGGCCACUUCAUGAAGGAAGAGAAAUCAGGAGCAGAUGGCGCAUUUGCCAGUAUAAGGAUGGUGAUGUAAGAGUGUCGGGGUGGCGCCCGCACCAUCAGCCAAUGAAUUGGUGUGAUUCUAUAUGGGCUUCAGACAAUCGGCACAACCAGAGGGCGUUCCCAUUGCGUCAUAGUGAACCUAUGAAAGAGAACAAGUUGCCUUGAGACUAUGAGAGUAACUAUAAAAAACUAUUUGUAAUCCAAAAUUUAGUGGAACACCAGUGUUUUCCUGUGUUUGUCUGUAAUUCAGUUGAAUUUUAGUUCACCUCAGAAAAGGUUUCAAAUAAAUUGUUUUAUUGUUACGUUUUUUUGUUGUAGCUAUAAAAAUACAAAAGCAUAUGUUUAUGCGUUGGCAACAUGCAAACUGACACGUCUGUACUGUCUUUUUGACAUUAAAAGGCUAUCAAUAUGUUCUUUUGCAAAAAUGUACAAUACAUUUCUCAUGUGCAAAGAGAAAAUGUCAAAAGUGUCCAAAAAUACAUAAUUAUAUAUCACAUUAUAACAUACUGUUAUGAAGAGAGUCAGUUAAGAACUACUACGUAUAGUUUUUUUUAUUUAUUAUAGAAUUAUAUUCAUUGCUUUGCUUUUAUUUAUUUAUUUAUUUUCUGAUACUUGCUUUGUAAACACUUUUUUCUUUUUUCUUUUUUGGUUUCCUGCAUUUAUACAUUUCUCAUGUCUCAUUCUACUAUUCAGACACAAAUAUAGGAAAAUGAUACAAAUGCUUAUUGUCCUGAAAAGGCUCAUUCAGUAUUGCAUCUGUUUGUCCAACCAGCGGCAGA
This is a messenger RNA of Onychostoma macrolepis, 4768 nucleotides long. RefSeq names its product 60 kDa lysophospholipase-like. Gene Ontology annotation, molecular function: asparaginase activity. The record is from RefSeq and is a predicted model, not a curated record. NCBI's taxonomy places the organism in Eukaryota, Metazoa, Chordata, Actinopteri, Cypriniformes, Cyprinidae. Bases 48 to 674 code for a protein of 208 amino acids. The transcript is spliced from 7 exons.